AUGGCAUCCUCUUCGUCGAAUGUUGUUGGUGUUCAUUACCGCGUCGGAAAGAAGAUAGGAGAGGGAUCCUUUGGCGUUAUCUUCGAGGGGACGAAUCUUCUCAAUAAUCAACAAGUUGCUAUCAAAUUCGAACCGAGAAAGAGUGAUGCUCCACAGCUUCGUGAUGAAUACAGAACAUACAAGAUUUUGGUCGGAUGCCCUGGGAUUCCAAAUGUCUACUAUUUUGGACAGGAAGGUUUACACAACAUCCUCGUGAUCGAUUUGCUGGGGCCCAGUCUAGAAGAUCUUUUCGACCAUUGCAACCGACGGUUUUCCAUCAAGACGGUGGUAAUGGUUGCAAAACAAAUGCUGUCGAGAGUCCAAACAAUUCACGAGAAAAACCUAAUCUACCGCGAUAUCAAGCCCGACAACUUCCUCAUUGGACGGCCCAACUCGAAAGCUGCCAACGUGAUCCAUGUGGUUGAUUUUGGCAUGGCCAAACAAUACCGCGAUCCCAAAACGAAACAACACAUCCCUUACCGUGAGCGCAAAUCUCUAUCAGGCACUGCUCGUUACAUGAGCAUCAACACACAUUUGGGACGAGAACAGUCGCGUCGUGAUGACCUGGAAGCCCUGGGCCAUGUCUUCAUGUACUUUCUGAGAGGUGGGCUACCAUGGCAAGGAUUGAAAGCAGCCACCAACAAGCAGAAGUACGAAAAGAUUGGCGAGAAGAAACAGACGACUGCCAUCAAGGACCUAUGUGAAAAUUUUCCAGAGGAAUUCAACAAAUACCUAAGCUAUGUGCGCAAUCUAGGAUUUGAGGACACCCCUGACUAUGACUUUCUACGAGAUCUGUUCACCCAAGCUCUCAAGAAUACUGGAGAAGUUGAGGAUGGCGAGUAUGACUGGAUGAAGCUCAACGGUGGACGUGGAUGGGAAGCAGUCAAGAACCAUCCAUCCAACCUUCAUCUUCACAAUGUCAACCCUCCCGCGAACGAGUCGGCUCGAGCGCUUCACGGCAAUUCGGCUGUUCGUGGACAAGAAGGAACACGACAAACUCGAGAUCGGCAAGCCAUUCCGACCGAUCGUUUAAACGCAGCGCAGCCCCCGCCCCCAGGAUCACCAGCAAAGCCAGGAGUGGCAGCUCUGGGGAAGAACGCUCGCGAUCGCACAAGCGGCGCCGCCGGGGGUAACAUUCCAAAGAGAGGUAGUGGACUAGCAGGACAACUCGAUAUGAAUACACCUCCUGCCAGCACACAAGCACAAUUCCAGAACAGCAAUGCCAAUCUGGUGGGAGGACAACAACGAACCAGUCCUGCUACUGGAGCUUUACAAAGCAGUCAAGGCCGUCCCACACCACAGCAAGAACAGCAACCAGGAUUCUUCCAGAAGCUGGCGAAGGUUUUCUGCUGUGGUUGA
This is a messenger RNA of Exophiala bonariae, 1398 nucleotides long. It is a transcript of the gene CKI1, whose product is annotated as bifunctional choline kinase/ethanolamine kinase cki1. Gene Ontology annotation, cellular component: cytoplasm; nucleus. Lineage: Eukaryota; Fungi; Ascomycota; Eurotiomycetes; Chaetothyriales; Herpotrichiellaceae. The transcript is spliced from 5 exons. Gene Ontology annotation, biological process: endocytosis; signal transduction; peptidyl-serine phosphorylation. The coding region runs from base 1 to 1398 and encodes 465 amino acids. The record is from RefSeq and is a predicted model, not a curated record. Gene Ontology annotation, molecular function: protein serine/threonine kinase activity; ATP binding.